This is a messenger RNA of Topomyia yanbarensis, 5089 nucleotides long. RefSeq lists its product as uncharacterized. Gene Ontology annotation, molecular function: ephrin receptor binding. The transcript has a single exon. The record is from RefSeq and is a predicted model, not a curated record. Gene Ontology annotation, cellular component: plasma membrane. NCBI's taxonomy places the organism in Eukaryota, Metazoa, Arthropoda, Insecta, Diptera, Culicidae. Gene Ontology annotation, biological process: ephrin receptor signaling pathway; axon guidance. Bases 1969 to 3327 code for a protein of 452 amino acids.
AUGAAUUGAAAUUGGUCUCGUCCGCGCUGUCGUCGUUGGAUUUUUUUAAACCCAAAGAGUAGUGUGUUUCAUUAGCCAAAAGAAAGCAUCCUCUCAAGGGCCAGUGAAUUAGCCAUAUAUACACAUUAUUAUCGGCGUUGGCCCCGCAGUGGACAGUGUUUUUUUUAACACACUUGUGACGGCAACUAAAAGUGAAGUACUAUACUGGUUUUGAUGUGUUUACAGUUGCGAGGAAAACAACAAUCGCUGGUCGAUUUCGGGUGGAAAUACGGUGCAAGAGACAUACAAUUUUAAGUUUUCUUCCUUGAAUUUUGGAGGACCAGAUCGGGUACGGAAGAAAACGGAACAAGAAGACGAAGCAGACAGAGCAAGCACCAGCAACGGCAGAGAAGGAGAAGUUUGGUUUUUCUCUCGCUCCCGCACGCUUUCAAGUGCUGUUUUCGGUUCCUUCUCUCGGGUCGCAGCAGGAAAAUAUGUGUGUUUUUACGUAAAUUUUUUCGGUGUGCCCUUGCACGAGAAGAGCCUAGGCCUUCUUUGCUGAGCCCUCGCGAGUGGUUGAAUGAAUGGAGAAUUUCUACUAGAAGAAAAUAAUCAAAGUGCUAUUUUGCUCUUUCUCCUGGUUGUUGUGUUGUAUCGCCGAUGGUUGCUGCGUGGAAAGCGCUGCCUGCCCCGAUGCCGAUCGCUCGAGGUGCAAAUGAUUUAUGAGAAGGAACGAGCGAAAGGAAUUAGAUGAAAAAAAAGUAUGGUCGAAACAAAAUAUUGAGUGAUUCUUUACAAGUCGCGACACCCGCGAGCGCUAUGAGAUGUGCUGUCGGUGAAUGUGUUUCGGUGUAUUUAUAUUUUUGCGUCUGCGGCGGGGAAGAAAAAUGAAAAAUUGUCUCUGAUCAAUUACCCAUCACGGCACUGUUCUAGUGGGAGGUUGAGUAGUUGUGGAAGAAGUUUCCGUGGACGGGGGCUAGCGGGAGAGAAAGUGCGAGCGAAGAGUGCGCACACUGUGGUUUUCAAAUAGCUCGAUAAUUGAGAGGAAGAAGAAGAAGACGAGGGAAGUGUUUGAAAGCGGAGAAUCUGGUCGAAGUGAAGAAGCAGUAGAAACGUACACACAAGAAUCAUUUGCCGUAAGGGAAGAAGCAUAGGUUUCUCCAGAAGUGUGUGGUGGGAAGAAAAAUGUAAAUGAACAAUCAAUAUCUUCUCUGGUACGUUAAAGUCGGGAAGUUGUUGGCUCUUCGGGGUCCAAGUCCUAGUCAGUGAGUGAACCGCAGGAAAAAAUUACUACCAUUACGGUUUAUUGCCAUACUAUAUACUAAGGCAAAAAGUGAGAAAUAAUAUUUUGAUUUUUUUCCGAAUGUUUCACUGCUACCGAGCAGAGUGCGAAACGGGGAUAUACGCAAUCUAGAGGAUUAUUCAUUAAUCACGAAGACACAAGUAAAUAGCUGACAAAGCCCGGAAUAGAUUUGUUUCCUUCGCCAGACUGAUGAGUGAGUCGGAGAAUUUGGUUGCGUGUUUCGGACGACGCAGCAGAUUAGUGUGUUGAAGUGGUGAAACUCGUCCGAAACCAACAUAUUCCGAAGGGACAGACAGAUAGACAAACCGAGAAACAACAACGGAAAACAGACACUGACAAUGUAAGUGGCUAAUGGUGCUACUUCUUGGCUUUUUGUGGUCUGCUUUUCUGGAUUCAUCGUUGUCAUCGUCGUCGUCUUCACCGAUGUUAUAUUGAACGAGUUCGACAUCGGUUCAGACUGGCGAGUAGACAGAGUCAACCAGUUCCAAAGUUGGAAAGCUGAGAAAGCCGAUCGGGAUAGGAGAGAAGAGACACAUAUACACGCAAGAAGUGAUCAGUUUUAGUGGUUGAAUGAUAAUUUAAAUAAAAUAGAGAUCUUAACAAUUGGAAGAAGCCACAGGCAAUAUUUUAUACUUAACAGAAUUGACCAACGGAAGAUUGCUGGGACGGCAGACCAUGCGAAAAAGAUGAACAAGUACAGCAGAAAGAAGAUCAAAGGUGACGUCACCGAGGUGAACCGUCACCACCAACGACAAACUGCCACCAAUAGCAUAACGACGAAGCGACGAAAAUAUCGGCUACUAAACACGCGACUAAAGCUGCUGCCCAGCGUUCAGACAUGUUCGUAUCUAACCCUGGGUCUGAUUGUGUGCAUUCAACUGCUGAUGAUGUCCACCGUGUUGCACUGUGCCAAAACCUUCUACAUGCACUGGAAUACGACGAACAGCAUAUUCCGGAUCGACAACACGGAUCACAUCAUCGAUGUGAAUAAGGGCAAUUCGGCCUUCGAGUACGAUCAGGUUCAUAUCAUCUGUCCGGUGUACGAGCCGGGAACCUUUGACAACGAGACGGAGAAGUACAUCAUCUACAAUGUGUCGAAGGUGGAAUAUGAAACGUGCCGGAUCACGAACCACGAUCCACGCAUCAUCGCGAUCUGCGAUAAACCGAACAAACUGAUGUUCUUCACUAUCACAUUCCGGCCAUUUACACCGCAACCCGGUGGUCUAGAGUUCCUACCAGGGAAUGAUUACUACUUCAUCUCGACCUCGUCCAAGGACGACCUCCACCGGAGGAUAGGCGGCCGAUGUUCUACCAACAACAUGAAGGUAGUAUUCAAGGUAUGCUGUGCCGACGAUCAGCACCCGCAUCCAAACAUAACGUCUAGUAAUAAUAAUAUUCCUUCGUCGACGUCGAUCGACGGUGGCAGUUCACCGGGUGGCAACGGCAGCCCGGUCAGUGGUAGCAGCGGUGUAUCGAUCAACACCAACGCUAGCGGUUCGAUGGAUGGUUUCGAUCCGUCGACGAGGCUACUGCCGUCUUCGACGGUGAAUAGCAGCCAGGGCAACAUCGUGCAGAGCACGGUUAACUGGCCGGUGUGGAACGGUGGCCAACAGCGACCAGUUCCGUCGACUCCAUCGGUCAACAACAAUAAUGGCGGAAACGGUCGACACCAGCAUCACUACACCCAAUCGCCGCCGAGGACGGCGAUUAACAACUACAACUACGGUGGCGGCAACAGUGGAAGCGGCUCUGGUGCUUAUAGUAAUAGUAAUAAUUAUAAUAAUAACAACAAUCCACCGUCCAAUGCACAUCAGAACAAUAAGCCGACGAAGAAGACGAACGAGUACGACAAACACCCGAACGAGGUCGUCAAGAACGAGGAACUCACCUACAACAACGCGGCCACGAGGACUAACCCCCGAGGUUUGCUAGGAUUAAUAGUAUUAGCGAUCUGUCUGCAUCUGCUGCCGUUGCUUUGUUCUCGCAGCAGCAGCAGUAGGCUAGGGGUAGCAGGGUUGCCAAAUUCGUUGCCAUUAACAAGAUAGCACGGAAGCAGAUUCCUUACGCGAUGCUAAUCAUGACACACUAACACACACCCAUAUAUACGAAAAAGUACACACAUACAAGAAGACACAUUUGUAAUACGAGACUCUUGGAUCUGUUUUAAUGAUUAUUAUUUGCUAGCUGGAGAAAGGGAGGGGAUCGUUCCCAACUCCACCCACGAAACAUUCAACGAUACUUGUAAAACAAGCAGGAGUCGAAGGCGUAAGUUGUAUCCUUGUUCGUACAUAGAGAGAGAGCAAAACCGAAAACAAAUAUCUAAUAGUCCUUAUAGUGUGUAGUAGUGAGUGAUAUUAAUUUAAAGAAACAGAAAAAAACAACACACAACAUGGAAGAAAUCACACAUUUUAAUAGAGGUAAACCGAAGACUGAGAGAUUUGACAGCGAGCGAAAUGAAAAUUUGGACGACAUGACUGACCACCAAAAAAAAAAAAAACAUCCUGUUUCACGAAAAUAAAAAAAAAAUGACCGGGAAUCCGUUCCGAUUGUUGAUCCCGUAUUUCGCAAUUAGCGUGUAUAGUUUCCAAGGAUCAUCGCACCUGAUGCAAAUUGCAAUCGGCGUCCUUUGAACGAUUCUUGGACCCGGGAACUUUUCGCCCAACAACGUUUUUCAAAAGAUUUUUGGCAUUUCAAUUUCAGCCGGCGUACAACCAGACUGCUUCAAAAGAAGCAGUCGCUCGUACACUCGAGCAGACUCCGGCAGCCGACAAUGAUGAUUUCGGCUGCAAUUUUGCAAUUAGAAUUGCGGCUCCUGUACCGUGCUCUAACAGCGGUGGUUGGUCUCUCUAUUCGGACAGGUUGCCAGAUUAAAAUUUGUGAUACCGUGGAAAUAGCAAGCGCGGGGGAGAUGGAAGUCACACUGUAAGUAGUGCAGAGCUUGCUGUGUGUGUACGCUAUGAUACGGCAUGCAUGAGAGGGAUUUAAAUUUUUCGGAUAUAUGCGCUUUCUUUUGUUUUGAAACUAUUUUUUGUUAUAGUUUUUUUUCGUGUUGGUUUGGAAUGGGUUGCUGCGAUUACGUUGAAGGUAGGCUGCCUGUCUGUCUGGCUGACGGUUCCGGUAUCCGGGCAUCUAGCCAUCAGUUGGUUUGGUUGCCUAUCAGUCAGCUAUGAUGGUAAGCGGUGGGUACCACGCUCUCCACGUGUGUUAUCAAGUUUAUGAGUGGCUGAACUUCCGUGUUCUCUCCACCGCUGCAGGCAUGUUUCGGCAUGUGGAGUGUUUUUAUGUGUGUGGGUGAUGUGCGUUUUUUUCGGGGCCCAUGUAAAGUUUUAGGUUGGGAAAUUUUUGAAUUAGUUGGUCCAAAAUUAUAAUUGUUCGAUUGAUACUCUUUUGUGUCGUUUAUCAGGGGUUCUUCUCUAUGGACAGGAUCUUAUUUUACCGGAUGAGCAAAAUGCAAACUGGUCGAAAAUGACUCCAAACAAACGGUUUGACUGCAGUUAGGUUUCUCAAGAAAUUUUUUUGGUUAAUUUUGCAUUGUUAAAGAAAACUGCCCGCAUGAAAAACGGGAAGUAAAGUGGAAGAAAACUAUUUACCUUCAAGAUAGUAACAAAAAAAAAGAUAGAUACUCCAAAAUAAUUUUACAUUUUCAUUUCAGAACCAGUAUAAAAUCACUUCUUGGAACAUGUGCAUUUUCGAAAUAAGGGCAAAUUCUUGCCAAACGUCAACUUAUAUUUGUCACAAUUUGAUGAGUUGUUUGAAUAUUCUAAAAUUGGAGAAUUACGAGCCCUAGCCUAGAAGUACAGCAAACAC